GUUAAUCAACUUCCUGAUGUGAGGAGGCUUGCUUCGCUUAUCUGAUAUAUUGACAUUACGCGAUGUUUUACAUUUAAUCUGUUAUUGAAUGACAUAUCAUUACCACUGUCGAGAUGUCUAGGGUUAUGAAGUUGAAACACAUUUUUGAAGCGAAAGGAAAGAAAAAGCAUGGGAAAAAGGUAGAAAGACAAUCUUCUGUCACAGAUCAUGAUAUUGAUGAACUAUUUGAAAAGAGUGCUGCUUACCUGGACAAGGAAGGAGACAAUUCACAGAAAAAGAAAAAUGCAGCAGACGACAUGUAUGCAGUGGUGGUCAAAAGGAAAGGCAGGAUGAAGGUUGAGGAAGAAGAGAGCAGACGACGCUCCAGGUCGCUCCCCUCUGCUGCUAAAUAUGGCUUACCAAAACCAGAAGUACCCAAGAAACCAAAUUUCCUGAAAAAUUUGAUGUCUGGAAAAGGCAAGGACGACGCAAAGAAUAAAGAACCUGAUAAGAAAGUGCAACAUAAUGAGAAAGACAAAAGUCCUGGAACUGGGACCACUUAUGCUGUGCCAGCUUUUCCAUACUUGCCUCGAACUAGGACUAUAAAUAGAGGGCGCUCAGUGAAGCGCAGAGGGCGAAAACAUAGCGGUUCUAGCGAGGCUAGCCACACAGCGGCAUCUAAUGAAAAAGAAAGUCCAGAAUCCCCUAGUGACUCAAGUGCAUAUGUUAGUCAAAACGGCCACAGUUCGGACCGUGUUUCUACGUACAGUGACCACCCUUAUGACAAUGUCGUAAUUGAAAAUGGACACAGUGAUCAUGCUACCGAUGACAAAGUGUCUCCAGUUCAGCCUGGAUGUUAUAAUAAAUCUAAUUAUUCAGAGGAAUCUAAAAAUGUGGAAGGGAAUAAUAGAAAUACAUCUGAAGAUUCCGAGGAAGUUGAGGAACAUUUGAAAAAAGUGGAGUCAUCGGGAGAGCUGUCUACUGGCCGGUCAUUAUACGAUGAGUUUGACGACUGGUGGGAUGAUAGUAGUUUUAGUGAUGAUGAUGAGGAUGAGGGAAUAAAUGAGGAACUCAUCGUCCCCGAUGUUGAAGAGGAAGUUGAAGCCACAGUAGACACUCCAGAGAAGAAGUUGUAUAAGAUAGCUAUGGAAUUGCUUACCACAGAGAGAGCCUAUGUGCAGAGAUUAAGGCUGGUGCAUCAGGUCUUCCAUUUCCGAGUGCUCACAGAGAAUCACAAGCAUCAGAUGUUUCCAGAUGACGUUCUUGGUAAAAUGUUCUCCAAUAUUCAAAGUUUAUACCAGUUCCAUGCUGACUUCAUGCUUCCACAGUUAGAGGAAAGAAUGUCAAAAUGGGGUGAAAUCCAAAAGCUUGGUGACUUACUGAAGGGCCUGGCACCAUUUCUCAAACUUUAUUCAGAUUAUGUGAAGAACUUUGACAAUGCUAUGCAGACCAUCAAUUUCUGGAGGGAGAGAAGUCCCAAGUUUGCAGAAAUUAUUGAUGAGAUUCAGAAAACUCCAGAGUGCGGUCUCCUAACAUUACAACACCACAUGCUGGAGCCCAUACAAAGAGUACCAAGAUAUGAACUUUUACUCAAAGACUACAUCAAGAAGUUGCCAGAAGGUUCUGUAGACAGGGAAGAUUCUGAAAAGGCUUUGAAUUUAGUGGCCACUGCAGCAUCACAUUCCAAUGAAGCCAUGAAGAAAAUUGAUCAGUUUAAAAAACUACAGGAGAUUGAACAGAGUCUGGGGAAUACAGUGUCUUUGAUAAACCCAACCAGAGAGCUAAUCAAGGAAGGUCCAGUUGGUAAAAUAUCUGCCAGGAAUGGUCAAGAAAUGAGCAGAUAUCUCUUUUUGUUUAAUGACCUUCUGUUGGUGUGCUAUGAGCAGCUGCUGGCUGUUCCAGGACUGGGGCCUAACUACAGACUGAAGGCCAAGUUAGACAUUGAUGGCAUGCAGAUAUUUGAGGGAGACAACUUGGCCAAGUCUAAUACGUUUUACAUCAAGAGUAAACAAAAAACUUUGGAACUCUUCCUUGGCUCAUAUGAGGAAAAGGUUGAUUGGCAAGCAACAAUGGCCAGGACUGUGAAUGAUUACACCAAGAAAAAGAAGUCUCUUAAACCAACUGUCAGCCAAGAGAAUUUGCUUGACACUGUAAAUGACCAAGAGCUCGGAAUGAGAGCACCUCGUUGGGUGAAAGACGACGAGACAACGAUGUGUAUGCGAUGUGGUGCGCAGUUCACAACGAUCAGAAGAAGACAUCACUGCCGAGCUUGUGGUUAUGUUGUUUGUGGCAAAUGCUCCAGUUAUAAAGCCAAGCUGCAGUUUGAUGAGAAGUUUCACCGUGUUUGUGGCGACUGCUUCAAGAAGAUUCUGCCAUCAGGGCCAGCUGUUGGAUCAGAAGAUGGUGCCCUCAAGAGACCUGCACAUUUGGAGGUGAGGGCCAGUGAAAACCUAGUUAUUGGAGGAUACCUACAGCUCAGCAGUGACCUUGGCAAGACCUGGGAGAGAAAGUAUUUUGCUGUGCACCAAGACUAUGUUAUGUAUUGUUAUAAAGCUCAUCAGGACCUGUUUGCCAUGACCUCCAUGCCUCUCCCUGGCUAUGUAGUCGGUCCUGCCACAGAGACCGACCCCGUGACAGGAGAAAAGAAUAAUGUGUUCAAGCUUCAGCAUCAUCACAAGCAGUACUUCUUUAGGGCAGCUGAUGCAGGAGAAUGUAAAAAGUGGUUAAAAAUUUUAGAAAAAGUUGUCCAAGCAGAGCUUCCAAGUAUUGUCAUACCGUCACCUGAACAAGCAGAAACCUAGCUGGGCAAGGGCACACAGAUGUAUUUUGUCUUCAUCCAAAUGAGAUCACAGUAAAGAACCACGUUGUGAUUGAGAUUAUGGUUCCUUAACUUCCACCAGUUUUUGUCUUCUUUGGAACAAGUAAUUAAUAUUUAUAUGUAGUUAUAUAAAGACUUACUGUGUUUGUGUUGUUGAUUGUGGUUCUUGUCUUCCUUGGAACAAGUACCGGUACUUAAUAUUAAUAUUUAUAUAUAGAUAUAUAAAAACUUCCUGUGUGUGUGUUGUUACAUGUGGUUCUUGUCUUCCUUGAAACAGGUACUUAAUAUUAAUAUUUAUAUAUAUAGAUAUGUAAAUACUUACUGUGUGUGUGUGUGUGUGUGUGUGUGUGUGUGUGUGUGUGUGUGAUAAUGGGGGUCACAAUUAUCCAUUUUAAUGGAACAACAAAAGCUCAGAUGUGAAAACAAGAUUCUACUUUUGUUAUUGACAAGGUGUUUUUUUUUUUAAUGAUAAUAUGUAAUUUGUCUCAAAUUUGACAUGAGAAUUUUUUUUUAUAAGUCUGAAUCACUGCAUCCAAAUUUAUAUUUUUCCCCCUUUUUUUACAAAAGAAUAUCUACAAUAUAUUUUUGAUGGUACAAAAUGUGAUUCUAUAAUUGAAUCAUAUUUUUGAAUUGACUGCUCUAUACCUCUUUAUUACAAGGACAUGAUAAUGUGGAUGUGGAAUUAUCCCCUAGAUGACGCAGUUCUAUUGUUUUACCUUGAUCACAAACUCACGUAAUUUUUUCAUUGGAAAUCCUUGUCUUCCAUUUUUUAGCUAAUUUUUUCUAGUGCCCAUUUGGCAUUAUAUAGCAAUAGUACAAAAUACAGGUCUUAUACAAGGUGUCACAUUUUUGUGAAUGUUGCACAUUUUAAACUAUUAAUUCCCUUGUAUCAUCUGUUAUUCUAAUACUAGUAACUUGAUAUGAUGGGCAAUAGAUCUAAGUCAUUUGAGACUUCAACAAUUAUGCAACCAUGCUCAUAUUAUCUACUUUAAAAACAGUAACAGUUCCAUGUGUCACUUUCCUUACCAUUCAGCUGAAACAGAGUUCUGCUGAUCUCAUAUCAAUUACUAAUCAAACACUAAAUAUCACUAAUCUCUAUUCAUAUGUUGUUAUGGGGACCACAAUAACUCCAUAUGGUGACUGACUCAGGAACAAUAAAUGGUUCAGAAAGAUCUUUCAGUUGUAUGAUAAAUCCUAAGCUUUAUACAGGUUUGGCAGUUAAGGUUGUGAGACCAGGGAAUUGUUUCACAAUAGAAUGAGGACCAAACUUUGGUCAAAACUUUAAGCUGGAAGUUUUAACAUACUCUGACCCAAGUCAAUCAGGCCCCAGUUUCACAAAUAAAAAACUUAAGUCAAGAUCCCUGGCUUAGAACUUAAUUACCAAGGUUACAUGGUCA
Messenger RNA from Lingula anatina, 4194 nucleotides. Its product is annotated as FYVE, RhoGEF and PH domain-containing protein 2. The record is from RefSeq and is a predicted model, not a curated record. Gene Ontology annotation, molecular function: guanyl-nucleotide exchange factor activity; metal ion binding. Gene Ontology annotation, cellular component: cytoplasm. NCBI's taxonomy places the organism in Eukaryota, Metazoa, Brachiopoda, Lingulata, Lingulida, Lingulidae. Gene Ontology annotation, biological process: filopodium assembly; cytoskeleton organization.